Messenger RNA from Punctularia strigosozonata HHB-11173 SS5, 3262 nucleotides. RefSeq lists its product as uncharacterized. The transcript is spliced from 18 exons. Gene Ontology annotation, molecular function: phosphatidylethanolamine N-methyltransferase activity. Gene Ontology annotation, biological process: phosphatidylcholine biosynthetic process. NCBI's taxonomy places the organism in Eukaryota, Fungi, Basidiomycota, Agaricomycetes, Corticiales, Punctulariaceae. The coding region runs from base 206 to 3175 and encodes 989 amino acids. The record is from RefSeq and is a predicted model, not a curated record.
GCUGUCCAUUCGAUACUGUAGCGUCGUGGGAACGUCAUUAACUUGACUAAACCCGCGCCUGGCUGUACAUGCAGUUUCUGAUUGGCCAAACCGAAUUUCACAGGCCAUUAUGUAGCGAAUUACGUCCUGAAAGUGACGGCGAGCUCGAGGCCAGCGAGGAUAUCUUCCUCGGCCCGCACCUUCUUCACAGCUGGCACCGUCGACGAUGCCCCCCUCGCCCAAAACGCCCUCCGCGGCCGAGCUGCUCGACGCCGACGACGGCGCCGGCGCGAAACACAAAAGGGAGCAGCAGCAAGUUGUCUGGGGCAAGACCCCUGGCGGCGAAGUGUUUCGCGUCCCAACGACGCACGACGUGCUCACGCUCUUCCACCCGGCGUACCCGAAGUCGCACCUAGACCUGCUCAACCUCUUCCUGCUCGGGUCGCAGAUCGCGCUCUUCUUCUGGCUGCCGACCUCCGUGCGCAAGCCGUUCUUCCUCGUAUACUUUGCGUUCUGGCGCGCUGCGUAUGACGCCGGACUCGGAUGGGUGCUCACCAAGCAGAGCAAGCGCAAGUGGAUCGUGAAGGAGGUGCAAAGGAGGGGAUGGCUGGACGAGAAGCGUCGCCCUGAGGUCAGGGCGUGGAUCCGCAAGCAGCUACAGGGCAAGAUGGGCGGGGACUACUCCUUCGAUGAACUUCCUCUCGAGUACAACACAUGGCUCUUGUUCCGCCAAAUGGUAGACAUUAUCCUCCUCAAUGACUUCGUUGCCUACUGCAUGUUCGCCUUCGCCUGCUUCCGCGUUCCGAACGGUCUCUCGAUCGGGGUGCACAUCAUGAGAUGGAUCGGCGGCUUCGCGCUGAUCGCGUUCAACCUGUGGGUCAAAACCGAAGCGCAUCACGUCGUCAAGGACUAUGGCUGGUACUGGGGUGACGUGUUCUUCCAGCGUGGUGGCUUGACAUUCGACGGCGUGUUCGAGCUCGCCCCGCACCCGAUGUAUUCCGUCGGCUAUGCGGGAUAUUACGGCCUCUCCCUCAUCGUCGGGAGCUACCCCGUGCUUUUCGUCAGUCUGCUCGCUCACGCCGCCCAGUUCGGCUUCCUCGUCUUCUUCGAGAAUCCUCACAUCGAGCGCACGUACGGUCAGAAAAAGCCGAUUGCACAGCGCAUCCCGCUCGUCACUGUUUCCUCCCGGCGCAGCGACAGCGUUUCCGAGUCGUCGCGCGCGUCUCCGAUUGCCGUCAGCGCUCAAUCGUCGCGCGGGCUCUCGGACGCCACUACACCCUCCCAGACUGAAGGCGAAACCGCGACAGAGACGGAGCUCGAGACUGAGACGGAGACGGAGUAUGAGGAUCAGCACGUCGCCAUUCGCAGGGUACCGCAACAGCACAGGGUCGUUGCGUCCAGCAGACCUCGGUCCCCGCCGCUGUCGCAACACGACCUGCUCAACCGGUACUUCCGGAAGGACACGAUAUUCUUGCAUAACUUCGACCUCCUGCGAGCAUCGGACUUCAAGCUCCUGUUGAUCAUCGCUUACGCGUUGGGCUCUGUCCUAACCUCUCCACUCACAGGAAAGAGCGUCUUGGUGCUGAAUGCCGUCUAUGCCCUCAUCUGGACGCUCUUCCACUCGUUUGGUCUCGGCCUUCUGCUUCGCGCCCAGUCGCAAAGCAAAUUCCUCGUGCGGCAUUACCUUAAGCAUUACCACUACCCUUCUGGGGACGGCGGGCUCGGCGCUAUCCAGGAAGCGUUUACCAACUGGAAAUCGAUCUACAACCUGAGCUGCUGCAUGACGUACGUGUCGUUUGCUGGCCUUGCGUGGAGGACGUACGCUAUUCCAGUCGACUGGACUGUCGGCGAUGAGCUGCUCAGGCAUACUAUGGGUGCCCUCCUGAUUGGACUCAACAUUUGGGCCCUCCGAGAAUCUUACGAAGUGCUUGGCGUAUUCGGAUGGUUCUUCGGCGAUUUCUUCAUCGAGGACUUCCCUUCCCAGCUCGAAUACACGGGCAUUUACCGCUACCUCAACAACCCUGAAAUCCUGAGCGGCGCAGCUUUUUACGGGCUGGCUUUGAUCAGUGGCAGCAAAGUUGUCUUCGCUCUGGCCGUCGUUCGCACGCUAUCGCAUUGGUGGUUCCUCCGUUGUGUCGAAAACCCGCACAUGCGCAAGCUCUACGGCGAUAGCCUAAGGCCCGAGGCUGGAUUCGCCAAGGUUAUCCGGAACGUUGCGUCGCGGAACGCUGCACGUUUGCUCGACUCCAGGGCUGGCAAGCAUGGCCCUGAGAUUCGCCGUGUGGCUAAGGAGGUCAAGGGGACGUUCGACAAGGUUUACGAGGAAACUGCCGAGGUGCUUGAGGAGUUCCUUGCCAAGUCGAGGCCCAGGAUCUCGGAGGUAAUGCAGGAUACGAAAAUCUUGCUACAGCAAUCGAGAGAGCGGCUGGUCAUCACACGUGUUUCUCGGGAUCUGGCUGCGCACGAUCGCAACAAGUACAAGGUAUCCAUCGUGCCGUCGAGCCCCGACAAUCGUCUGCGCUUCCAUCUGGGGGAACCGAUCAAGGUCAAAUGGGAAGCUCCUGUUACACAUUCUCGCCGAGACUGGAUAGGCAUCUAUCGCGUGGGAGCCAACCAAUCGAAACUCGUCACGAAAACGUCGUCUCUCGGGAUGUGGGUUCCUGUGCACGACGAGGAAUGGGACGGGGACGUGUUUAUUGGCCCCCACCGGCGCUCAGGAUCCACAUCGCCUAAUAAGGAGACGGAGAAAGGUUACGUCGUCUUCAAGGGAGGGGCGCUGCCGUGGCAGGUCGGACAAUACGAGAUGCGAUACCACCACGACGGCAAAUACAAUGUCAUGAGCAUAGACGGUCCAUUCGAAGUAUAUGUCGACGCACCAAAGGUCCUCGACUUUCAGAACGUCCGGAGCUGCCUCAUGCGCAUCGUGACACUCUGCUUGGACUCGGACCCGUCCCUGAUACCACUCUCUUGCAAGACUGGAGAAAGUCGACAAGAAGACACCGCCGACUCCGAUCAAGAGGUGCGGGAUCAGGACGACUUCCGCUUUUGGUCUGAACGGCAGGCGAAACGGAUUUCCUCGGCGAUCAAGCAGGCGUUUGAUGUCGAGUACGCGCCCGAGGUCAUCGUCGCCGAUGCGAACGUAUCUUCGUUGGCAAACCGUAUAUUGGUCUCCAAAGAGAUUCUGUCCCCGCAGUAAUGUUAUUGCGCAGUUUCUCUAGCUCUCCGAUGUUGCUCGCAACGUAUAACCGUAUACCUUUGACGAUGCUAAUGAUUCAAACAUGAC